AUGAAAGUAUCACAAAUUUUGGUUUCUGCUGUCUCUGUUUUCGGCUUCGCUGCUAGCGUAAACGCCCAAAAUGCUUCCAACACCACUAGCAAUGCAGCCCCUGCAUUGCACGCACAGAACGGUCAACUGUUGAAUGCUGGAGUUGUCGGAGCCGCAGUCGGUGGUGCUCUGGCCUUUUUAAUUUAA
Saccharomyces mikatae IFO 1815 is the source of this 186-nucleotide messenger RNA. It is a transcript of the gene DDR2, whose product is annotated as Ddr2p. Bases 1 to 186 code for a protein of 61 amino acids. The record is from RefSeq and is a predicted model, not a curated record. Lineage: Eukaryota; Fungi; Ascomycota; Saccharomycetes; Saccharomycetales; Saccharomycetaceae. The transcript has a single exon.